Molecule: messenger RNA, 555 nt
Organism: Halteromyces radiatus
Lineage: Eukaryota; Fungi; Mucoromycota; Mucoromycetes; Mucorales; Cunninghamellaceae
Product: C2 domain-containing protein
Exons: 4
Coding region: 113-469 (118 amino acids)
Source: RefSeq, a predicted model, not a curated record
CAGUUGACCUACGAAAAAUGCAAUUCACUUCCCGAUCAGAAUUUUUCUUGCUUGGUUAUCAUAUUGCUUUUUUCUUUUUCUUUUCUUUCCGUUCUUAUAUGUUUUAUUCGUCAUGGACUUUUCCUAUUGUUUGACAAAAGAUGUUGAAAUCCCUGUUUCUAUCAAAAUUUCAACUUUGGAAGGUUCACUUCAACACCGAACACUAAAACAACAGCAAACAGAGUAUCCUGAUUACUAUGUUACAGUGCAACUAUUUGGAGAUAACAAACCAUUGACAUUACCAAUACGUACUAGUUACAAGUCAUUCAAAAAUCAUAGGACUUGGAAUGAAUGGCUUACUUUACCUAUGAAAUAUUGCGAUCUACCUGCUUCCGCUCAAUUCGCUAUCACUGUUUGGAGUACUUUAGGACCUCGAAAACUAGUUCCUAUUGGUGGCACAACAAUGAGAUUAUUUGGAAAACAUAGGUAAGAAAAGAAUGGAAAUAUUAAACCACUAGAAAAAAACUAAAUUAAUUCAAACAAAACUUAUAUUUUUAGUACGUUACGAAAGGGGAA